GGCGAGCCGCUCGGCGACCGCCACGGGGUGGAGCUGUCCUCCUCGUGGAGCGUGUCCUUUCUGCACCCGGAGGAGCAGGAGUCGGAGCAGACUCUCAAGGGCACCAGCGCGUCCACCGCGGGCGCCAGCGCCUCCACCACGGAGCCCGCCGCCGCCGCCCGCGAGGCCGGGGAGGCCCGCGCGGAGGACGCGGCGGCCAGCGGCGAGGAGUCCUCCAUCGCAUCUGAGUCUUCCUCUUCGAGGGAGUCGUCCCCUUCGUCAGCGGCAUCCUCAAGCACGGACGAGGACUCCCUGAGCCUCGCAGACGCGCCGAAGCCUGGCGAGGAGGGCAUGCCGCGCCCCAGCACCCUUCUGCACCACCUCGAGCGGGGCGAGCUCCAGAGACACGUCAUGGUGGUGGUGCCGACGGGCAUGGCGGAGAGCAGGAUGGUGUCCUUCGUUUUCGAGAACAGGAAGCACGACGUCGUGAUUCCCGAGGGAUUCGCACCGGGCCAGGAGGUGCCCAUCCUGGUGCCCAAGCGGCCCCCGCUGGAGCGCAGCCAGGCCCAGGCGGCCUGCCGCGGGCACGCGCACUUCCCCGACCGGCUCGGCAUCGUGGAGGUCCUGAAGCACGGCUCGCGCCUGAGCAGGACCUGCACCCUCCAGGACCCAGAGCUGCGGCACCGGCACCAGCUCUACAGCCUGCUGCGCGGCACGAGCAUGGUGCCCCUGCUGCCCUUCACGCCGGAGGAGCCCGAGCUGGGCCCCUGCGAGCAGGCGUAA
Messenger RNA from Prorocentrum cordatum, 762 nucleotides. The record is from the annotation of a GenBank genome assembly. NCBI's taxonomy places the organism in Eukaryota, Dinophyceae, Prorocentrales, Prorocentraceae.